CAACCUUAAUUUCUGAGCCACAGAUUUCAGAGUUAGUCUUCAUUUCAUCUGCGCGCGAAGCGGAACGCACGUAUUUUAGAGCAUCACACGACCGAUCACCAUGGCACCAUCUCGCAGGCUAUCAUCGGUGAUUGGUGUUUCGUUCUGUGUGAUACUGAUUAUGUGCUUUCGUUCAUCCAGCGGACAGUACGUCCAAUCACCUUGUCCGGAUGUGUUCACCUAUCAGCUGGAUCCACAGACGCGGCAGAUUUUUGGCUACAUCGAGAUCCCAGACUUGCGCGUGGGCCAGUCUGUGAAGGUGAUUGUAGAGCUGUCGAUACCCGCUCAACUGACAACGAACAACUAUGGCUCUAUUGCAUUGAUCAAUUCCCGAAAACAAACCGGGAAAGACAUUCUGAAUGGACUUCCGGCGCAGUAUAAGGUCAUUUUUCCCUUAAGAAAUACCAUCCCAUCGGUCAAGUCGAUAACGCUCAAUGGAAAGAUAAUUUGCAGUGGGCCCCGAGCGAAUGGGCAAAUAGUGACCACUGUUCGACUUCAGCAUACGUUGGAAACUCAGUUCAAGUCAACCAGCAUUGUAAGCCAGAGGGUUAUGAAUCAGCAAAAGCAAGCACCACAGAUCAUUGCAUUGCCAAAGCUGUUCGAUGUAGCUUUGAAAAUUCCCCAGCUGCCUCAACCGGUGAUUAGCAAUAAGAAUGUUUGCGGAAAACCAGUUGUUGGCUUAACUCGUUUUGCAAUCAAUGGCAAGCGUACGGAAAAAGGCCAAUUUCCCUGGAUUGCUCCCAUCUUUUACAAGCCGAACUUGACUGGAGAAAAACCAAUUUACGUAUGUGGGAGUAGCUUGGUUACUAUGCGUCAUCUGGUGACGGCCGGUCAUUGUGUGUUUUUGGAAUUUGAUCUCAUUCGUCCGGAGAAACUUCUGGCUGCAGUUGGAAUGCAUAAUAUUGAUAACUUUUUCGAGGAUUCGGCUGAAUUCUCCGGUAUCCAAAAAAUUUUCCCCCAUCCUAACUAUGUAGAUGAUGAUCCCACGAAUGAAUUGGAUAUAGCGGUGUUACAGUUGUUCAGGACAAUGCCACUUACUCCCCACAUAAUACCCAUCUGUUUGUGGAAAGGCGAUGAUAAUUUGGACAAGGUCGUUGAUAUGAGCGGAGUGGUUGCCGGUUGGGGUGUCACAGAGCUAGGGUCAACCUCAACGCCGAAUCACUUUGUUGCUAGAAUUGUUUCAAAAAGACAGUGCAGUGCAAAUUUGGCUAGGGUCUUCUCGAGCGCAUCGAAGAAUUUCUGCGCGGACGGCAAUGGUGCCAGUCCAUGUAAUGGUGAUUCAGGAAGUGGAUUUGCGAUGCUGCGUGGAAAUCAGUACUUCUUGCGGGGCAUCGUAUCACGAGGGCAGGUGAACCAUAUUACACUGAAGUGUGACAUCAGCAAGUAUGGAAUCUACAUGGAUAUAGCGCCGGUCAGGUAUUGGCUGAGGACAAUUAUUGGAUGAUGAAUU
Messenger RNA from Ochlerotatus camptorhynchus, 1489 nucleotides. RefSeq names its product serine protease gd-like. The coding region runs from base 101 to 1483 and encodes 460 amino acids. Gene Ontology annotation, molecular function: serine-type endopeptidase activity. The record is from RefSeq and is a predicted model, not a curated record. Lineage: Eukaryota; Metazoa; Arthropoda; Insecta; Diptera; Culicidae. Gene Ontology annotation, biological process: proteolysis. The transcript has 3 exons.